AUGGACUCAGCAUAUGAGCAACCCACUCCGCAACUGGGGCCUCCGCUCUCGCGAGCACCCACAGGAACCGGCGUAGAACCACUCAACAUCGUCAUCCUCGGCGCCUCGUACGCAGGCCUAGCCUGCGCGCACCACUUUCUCGACCACACGAUCAACAAGCUGCGCACCGUCAACGCAGCACCCUCCUACCGCCUCGUCCUCAUCAACCCCAGCACCAAUCUCUACUGGAACAUCGCCGCUCCGAGGGCAAUCGCAUCUCCGGCGUCAAUAGCGCAAGACGAACUCUUCAUCCCCAUUGAGCCCGCCUUCCAUCGCCAAAGAGCGCAUCACCUCUCCAUUGUGCAGGGCGAGGCGGUCAGCCUUGACCCCAUUGCGCGAACGAUCACGGUCGAAUUGAUCGGCAGCAAAGCGCAGAAGAGAGCGAGCGUGCUCAACAAGCGUGCGAGUCUGCAGCGUCCACUCUCGCUCGCGAGCCUCAAGGCGAAAGAGCAGACCAUCUCUUACCACGCUGUUAUCCUCGCCACAGGCACGGCGGCGCACAGCGAUCUUCUGACUCUCCACGGCCCGCAUCUCAACACGCUCGGCGCACUGAACGCAUUCCACUCGCGAGUGGUGGACGCGAGGACGAUAGUCAUCGGCGGAGCGGGACCUUCAGCGGUAGAAAUCGCAGCGCAGCUCGCGAGACAUCGAGAUUUUGGGCGUGACUGGUCGAUGAGAAAGCCAUCGAAGCCCGCGCAACGGAUCACGAUCAUCACAGCCUCCGAGCGCUGUCUGCCCUCUCAGGAACCGAAAAUCAGCCGGAAAGCGGCGAAGAAGCUGAUGGCGUUGGGCGUUGACAUCAAGUACAACACGCGCAUCGCCUCGACGAAAGAAACGCCCGACUCGAGCGGUCGCACGCUGCUGGAAUUGAUGGACGGCACCUUGCUGACUGCCGAUGUGUAUAUACCCUGCACGGGCGUAGAGCCUAACACGUCUUACCUCCCUGAUGAGAUGAAGGACGAUGAGGGGUACGUCCUCACUGACCCUGCCACGCUUCGAAUCGAUUGUCCUAUCGUUGGCGAGCGGACGUACGCUAUUGGCGACGUGGCGAGCUACUCCCGUAAUACGCUGCAAGACAUCUACGCCGCCGUUCCGGUUCUGAUGCACAAUCUGCUCAACGAUCUUCUCGCUCACGAGUUGCGGACUGCUUCUUUGCCGAAGAGCGAGAGUCAACGUCAUGUUGAUGGGAUGGUGGAUGCGAGGUUCGUGCAGAAGCCGUUGGGGUUUCGGCUCUGGCCUAUGACAAGAUUCGGCGGCGUGGGCACCUGGAGAGAUCGGGCUGUGCCUGGGUGGAUGGUGUAUUUGCUGAAAGGAAGACGAUAUCGGAUUGGGAAGAGGAAGAGGGUGGUUGAAUUUGGGAAGAGUCCUUAUCCGGUUAAGGUGCAGAAGGCCUGA
Neohortaea acidophila is the source of this 1434-nucleotide messenger RNA. RefSeq lists its product as uncharacterized. The transcript has a single exon. The record is from RefSeq and is a predicted model, not a curated record. Gene Ontology annotation, molecular function: flavin adenine dinucleotide binding; electron-transferring-flavoprotein dehydrogenase activity. Bases 1 to 1434 code for a protein of 477 amino acids. Lineage: Eukaryota; Fungi; Ascomycota; Dothideomycetes; Mycosphaerellales; Teratosphaeriaceae. Gene Ontology annotation, cellular component: cytoplasm.